AUGGAGGCUAUACUCUUCCACGACAUCAAUUUUCCAGAGCUGCGCAAACCCCGCCAGAUGGGAGAUGACCUUGACUAUGGACCAGACCAAAAUGACGGCACCGUCGUUCCGGGCAUCAUUGACGUCUCUGGAGCUCUCGGCACCGCGUCUUUCGGUGGGCUCCCCGACCCUACCAAGCCUGAGUUCAUCUUCGACCCAGCCUGCGGGGCCGACAUCAUCGUCACCGUCCUCUACCAGUACCGUCCAAGUGCUCUGCGCCAGUUUCUAGACUGCCGCAUCAGCGGCGAGUUCACAUUCGUGCACCGGUGCGAUCUCUCAGUAAUCAAAAAGAAUCAUCAUACAGACAUCCGACCGUUUGUCAUCACCCGUAAAGGAGCACACGUCGAGGCUGGCUAUCGCACAGGCUAUACCAAUGGCGAGCCGUCCCAGGAGUGGGAGGAGAUCGUCUCCUAUGACAUCCUUCUGUCUAACACGUGGCGUCAAGGUCGAUGCCAAUUUCCUGGCAGCAAUCCCGACAUGCCCUUCACCCUGGCUCUCAAUAGGAAUGCGGUAUACGAGGAGCGACGACUGUUUGAGGAUACCGCAGUCGCCGUGCUGACUCCGGCCCUCACACAGCGUCGUUGGUGGGCUGCCCCACGUGGCUGGACAAUUCGAGUUACUGCGCCAGGCUAG
Messenger RNA from Cryphonectria parasitica EP155, 672 nucleotides. RefSeq lists its product as uncharacterized. The transcript has 2 exons. Bases 1 to 672 code for a protein of 223 amino acids. NCBI's taxonomy places the organism in Eukaryota, Fungi, Ascomycota, Sordariomycetes, Diaporthales, Cryphonectriaceae. The record is from RefSeq and is a predicted model, not a curated record.